CGACCCUGCCUCCCAAUCACAUCUCCUCCGCGCGCUGCCACCUCCUGCCCCGCCCCGCCUCACCGGGCGCCGCCGGCCACCACCGCCACUGAGCCGCCGUUCGUCGCCAGCACCCGCGGAUCUGGCCGCCCCUCAACUUCCCAUUCGGCUGCACCUCCCAGAGCCGCCGCCCGUGCGAAGCUCCACCGCUGGAGGAUCUCCUCCGCCUGGAUCCACAUCCCCAUGGCCGGAACGGGACUUCCUCGAGCCCCCCCGGAUGCAUGCUGCUGCUGGUGGAGUUGGAGCACGCCGGCGCUCCGGCCGCCCUCUUCCUCCCUGUUCCCUCCCAUCCCUCCUACUACAGCCAGGGCUGUAGCCGCCCUCUUCUCUCCCCGUACCCCUCUUCCUCCCUGUUCCUUCCCACCCCUUCUCCCGCAGGCUCCAGCUGUGGUGGUGGGGGUGAGCAGCUGCCGUCCGGUGGCCUGGGGAGUGAGGAGGGCGCCGUUCUAAAGCACGAGAGCUCGGCGCAUGGCGACAGUAUAGAUCGUCUACAGCGGCGGCGACGGCCCAACGGCGAAAGGGGAUGGCUGCAUGAUGAUCUUGUUCUGAUCAAUUCUGAAAUAGGAAUGGAGGACUACUAUGGGUCGCUGUUGAGGAUGCUGGGUUACCUGACAGUAGUUUACUUGCCAGAUUUUAGAUUGGAGCUUAGCAUGAACUGAAGAGAGGAUACUUCAACAUGUAUGUGCUGAAAGGCAAAUUAAUUUGGAAGUUUAUUGUAACUGGUACACAGUAUUGGCAUUAAAAGCGCGAGCGCCGUGAGGGAUGCCAAGCAAGUUCCUGCUAGGUAAAAAAAAGGUGUCAAAACUUUUGUUUCUUAAGUCACCUCAAAGAGAUGUGUGUUUUAUACUUCUUUUUGUAUAAGGAUGUGCUCAGCGACACAUCAAAUUCUUAACAUGAGCUUUAUCUAGAUGAUUUUGAUUUAUAAGUUGUUCAAAAAUAAUACUGACUGCAGUUGUCUUACUCCAGAUCGUGAAGAAAUACACUUUGUCUUAUGAGAUCAUCCUGAUUGUCAUCAAAAGCAAAGGUCCCUAAACAAGCAAAUUGCAUUUAUGUGCUCUGACAUCUUCGUGUUACUUUUAGUGGAAAGCAGUACAAAGUGUCAAUUUCACAUGCCAAUACUAAUUAUUCACCUAGCUUAUGCAAAUUAUCCAGCAUUUUCCAUUCAGAUAUGAUCUGCUGCAAACACCAUAAGUCACCACUCACCAGCACAUGACCGUUCCCUCUAGAACUUUGACCGUCGUGUCAUUUGAUGGAGAAAGAACAAGAUGGCCGAGCGACAAACUGAACAACGCCGGAAAGCUGCAACAAACGAGUGGUGGCAGCGCAUACACUUGUUGAGCUGUGGAGGCACCCAUUAGCCACCCACCCACCCAUGGAACAGAGAUUGAUAUAUUGAAGUUUGUAAUGGCUAAUGGCCAAACAUAUGAAUCUGUUCUUGAUACUCCUUUUCCCUUUUCUUAAUAUCAUCACAUAAAAUUUAGAAGCUUUCUAACAUAUGCAUAUUUCAGGUUUCAGAAGAGGUAGAGAAAGAGUUGUUCAGACAAUUCAGUGCAGAAGCAACACCUCCAAGGUGAGAAAUAUGUUUCUGUUUAGCCUUCUUUGCUAGCUGUGUUCCUCUGUUUUUUUUACUGAACUGUGCUCCUCUGUUUGGAUGAUUAUUGGAGAGAAAGAGAGAUGAUAUGGAGACCACGAGUAUGUGUGUAUGGAUCGGGGAGUGGUAGAUUUUGGGCCAAAUACAUUAUAACCGGCAACCAACUUGAUAAACAGAUUCAUUACCCUCUCCUUUGAAAUGAAUUUUUGCUUGGAACAUUUCUUAUUUCUUUAUCUGUUAGUGCUUGAUUCUAUCUCUGCUCUGUCUGAGGCCACCGGCGCCGAUGUGACCGAGGUGGAGGCGACCAGCAAGAGGGAGGCUAGCGCGACCAAUUUCCUCGAGCUGUUCAACUUAUUAGUCCUUGCAAUUCCAAAUUCACAUAGGUAUGUAGGCUGUAACGGCACCGCUGUAGCCAUCGCUGCCUUCUCCAAUCCUUGGUAGCAGAUUAAUGCAUAGUAGGUGAGUGCUUCAGGCUGUAGAUUUGGCUCGCUUCCUGAGUACCUCAUGUCUCAUGUGGUUAAAGCUAUGCGAGUAAUUAUGAAGGCUUGAUCACCAGGAAACAUCCAUGUCAAUUAUGUGUUUGCUGAAUUUCCUUAAGCAUAUGGGAUUCAG
This is a messenger RNA of Triticum aestivum (bread wheat), 2242 nucleotides long. RefSeq lists its product as uncharacterized. NCBI's taxonomy places the organism in Eukaryota, Viridiplantae, Streptophyta, Magnoliopsida, Poales, Poaceae. The coding region runs from base 261 to 698 and encodes 145 amino acids. The transcript is spliced from 2 exons. The record is from RefSeq and is a predicted model, not a curated record.